Silurus meridionalis is the source of this 2627-nucleotide messenger RNA. RefSeq names its product glycyl-tRNA synthetase 1 (gene gars1). Gene Ontology annotation, cellular component: mitochondrion; cytoplasm. The transcript has 17 exons. The coding region runs from base 29 to 2293 and encodes 754 amino acids. Lineage: Eukaryota; Metazoa; Chordata; Actinopteri; Siluriformes; Siluridae. The record is from RefSeq and is a predicted model, not a curated record. Gene Ontology annotation, molecular function: glycine-tRNA ligase activity; ATP binding. Gene Ontology annotation, biological process: mitochondrial glycyl-tRNA aminoacylation.
CAGGGCGGUUCGGCCGCUCGGUUCCCACAUGCUGCGCAGAGCGACAUCAUCAGCGCUGCGGUGCGGAGCGCAGAUUUCAGCCGGCGUCCGGUUCAUCCUUCCGUGGACUACAACCAAGCCUCAGGCGCUCUGUGCUUCACGUGUACUUAGACCUUUCUCUGUGUCGACCUGCUUGGGGAAGAAGAAGAAGCAGCAGCAGAGAAGUCUGUGGUUGGAGCAGCAACGAGAAGGACAAAACAUGGACGUCAACAUCGAGGAGAUUCUGGCUCCACUGAGACAAGCAGUGAAGGAGCAGGGCGACCUGGUGCGUCAGAUGAAAGUCGACGGUGCUCCUGACGUGGACGUCACUAAAGCUGUGGCGGAGCUCAAAGCGAGGAAGAAGAUCCUCGAGGCAAAGGAGCUCUCACUGCAGGCCAAAGAUGACAUCGUGGACAGAGUCAAGAUGGAGGACACGCUGAAGAGACGCUUCUUUUACGACCAAGCGUUCGCCAUCUAUGGAGGCGUAAGUGGUCUGUAUGAUUUCGGACCGGUCGGCUGCGCUCUGAAGAACAACAUCCUGCAGGCUUGGAGGCAGCACUUUAUCCACGAGGAGCAGAUUCUGGAGAUCGACUGCACGAUGCUCACACCUGAACCCGUCCUCAAGACAUCAGGGCACGUGGACAAAUUCGCUGACUACAUGGUGAAAGACGUGAAGAACGGAGAGUGCUUCCGUGCCGAUCAUCUCUUGAAGGCUCACCUUCAGAAGCUGAUGAGCGACAAGAAGUGCACACAAGAAAAGAAGAGUGAAAUGGAAGAAGUCAUCACUCAGAUGGACAACUACACUCAGCAGGAGCUAGCUAAUCUGUUUGUGACAUACAAAGUAAAGUCACCCAGCACAGGAAAUGACCUCACACCACCCAUCUCAUUUAACCUGAUGUUUCAGACGUCCAUUGGUCCUGGAGGGAACAUGCCAGGCUAUCUGAGGCCUGAAACUGCUCAGGGAAUCUUCCUCAACUUCAAACGCCUGUUGGAGUUUAACCAGGGCAAGCUGCCAUUUGCUGCUGCUCAGAUUGGAAACUCUUUCAGAAACGAGAUCUCUCCUCGCUCAGGUCUUAUUCGUGUCAGGGAGUUUACGAUGGCUGAGAUCGAGCACUUCGUCGACCCAAAUGAAAAGGUGCAUUCCAAAUUCUCCAACGUCGCCGAUCUGGAGAUCUUGCUAUACUCGUCCAAAGCACAGACCAGUGGUCAGUCAGCCCAGAUUAUGAAGCUGGGGGAUGCAGUGGAGCAGGGUGUUAUCAACAACUCUGUCCUGGGCUACUUCAUCGGGAGGAUCUACCUCUACCUGACCAGAGUCGGUUUGGCAAAAGAUAAAGUGCGUUUCCGUCAGCACAUGGACAACGAGAUGGCCCACUAUGCCUGUGACUGCUGGGACGCUGAAGCCAAAACCUCCUACGGCUGGAUCGAAAUAGUGGGCUGUGCCGACCGCUCAUGCUAUGACCUCACAUGUCACGCACGGGCUACCAAGGUCCCCCUGGUAGCUGAGAAACCUCUGAAGGAACCUAAAGUCGUCAACGUGGUGCAGUUUGAGCCGAACAAGGGAGUCAUCGGCAAAGAAUACAAGAAAGAUGCAAAGCUGGUCAUGGAAUACCUCGCCAUCUGUGACGAGUGUUACAUCACCGAUCAGGAGAAGCUUCUCAGCGAGAACGGCGAGUUCACCAUCGAGACCGAAGGCAAGACCUUCAAACUCACAAAGGACAUGGUGAGCAUCAAGAGGUUCCAGAAGACACUUUAUGUUGAAGACAUCACCCCCAACGUCAUCGAGCCUUCCUUCGGUAUUGGCAGAAUCAUGUACUGCAUUUUCGAGCACACAUUCCACAUCAGAGAGGGGGAUGAGCAGAGAACGUAUUUCUGCUUCCCGGCUGUCGUAGCACCUUACAAAUGUUCCGUGCUCCCUCUGAGCCAGAAUCAGGAAUUCAUACCAUUUGUGCGUGAAUUAUCUGAAGCCAUGACCAAAUUUGGCGUGUCCCAUAAAGUGGACGACUCCUCGGGCUCGAUCGGGAGGCGCUACGCCAGAACGGAUGAAAUCGGCGUGGCGUUCGGAAUCACAAUCGAUUUCGACACCGUGAACAAGACUCCACACACGGCCACUCUGAGAGACCGCGACACCAUGAGGCAGAUCAGAGCUGAGGUUCGCGAAUUACCCGAAAUCGUGCGAGACCUCGCCAACGGAACCACCACAUGGGCUGAGAUUGAGAGCAAGUACCCCAUCUUUGAGGGUCAGGAGACCAGCAAGAAGGACACACCAGAAGAGUAGAUUAAAGCUGCCUUACCUCAUCCUGCCUCCUACACACAGAGCAACCAUGCACAUUUUUUACACUUGCACCAAUAGGAACAAUUUAAAUGCUCCUGUAUAAUAUUGUCAUCGUGAAUGAUGCACUCUGUUAUCGUUCUAAUUACAUCAAUCUUAUCAAAUCGUUAAAAAGAUGUCUUUAUAUAGUCACCGAGACAAACGUUGUUAAUGGCCACGCUUCAGUAAAAGGGCAUGUUUAGGGAAAACUGGAAGUUUUGUGGAUUUCACUGAAAUUGCUCGCAAACUGAAGUUCAUGUUUGGUUCAAUAAAUCAGUGCCAGCACUUUCUGGACCUCAAA